AAAAAAAUAAGUUUACAACAACACGAUAAUUUUUAUUUGAGAUCUCAGGGAGUGUGCACAUAAUUAAUAGUUAUUAUUUAUUUUACUAAAUCUUUUUUUUUCUUCUUGUAAAGAUGAUUUCAAAACUGUUGAUUUUGUUACUUAACACUGGAAUAUUGGUACAUUCCGGUAGUCUUAUAGUCGACGGUGAUACAUAUAAUGAAAUAUUUAAUAUGUAUUACGGAUGGGAUUUAAUAAUUUCUAUUGGUAAUAAUUCGUGGGCUACAUGCUUAGGUACAUUCAUCGCACCACGAGUAUAUAUCACUGAUCCUGUGUGUCUCGAAAGUAAGAUUAACGAGGAUAAUAUUACUGAAACUGGUAUUUUCAAAAAAGCCCACGAUGAACUACUUGGUAAGGGUACAACUUUCAACAUCAGUAACAUAAACUACAGUGAAGACUUAGAUAGAACUUUCAAUAAGAAUAAACGUAAAAUAGCAGUAGUUAUAACUAAUGAACCAGUUGAACCCGAACAAGAUAAAAAUGGAUAUGUAAAAAUAAAUUCAAAUCUUAAUGAUAUUGAUGUAGAAAAGUGUUUCAUACCAUUUUAUAAUGAUUCGAAUAUAGAAUUUACUUUUUGUAAUCAUGUGUACUUCGAUAAUCGUUAUGGAAAUCCUGCUAAUAUUUAUUGUCUUAGCAAUCAACCUCUUAAGGGUAUCGGAAGUGGUUUCUUUUGUACCUCGAAAUCAAACCCUGACGUCAAUGUUUUAGUUGGAGUUGUAGCCGGAUAUAACACUAAAUUUACAUUCUGGCCCGACUCAAAUCUUAACAUGGCAACUGUUGAAAAUAUUAGCGGAUUAAAUGAUACUAUAUUUGAAAAUGUCAACGAUAUUUUAAACUUUCUUAAUAAAACUUCGGAAUGAAAAAUUCAUUUCUUUAAGAAAUUCAGAUAAUUGAAAAUAAUUAUCUAAGGUAUCAAUGAAAAAAAAGAUGAAAAUUAAUAAUUAAAUAAAUAACCAAUUUUAAAAAUAA
Molecule: messenger RNA, 1008 nt
Organism: Microplitis demolitor
Lineage: Eukaryota; Metazoa; Arthropoda; Insecta; Hymenoptera; Braconidae
Exons: 3
Coding region: 114-899 (261 amino acids)
Source: RefSeq, a predicted model, not a curated record